AUGUCUACACCUACCAUCAUCGAUGCACGCUUCAUGGGCGCCUUUAGCGAAGCCAAAGCGCUCUAUGGCAAUGGUCUCGACAGGCGCAUUGCGAAAGCUCGUGAGUUCCUUGACGAUCCUACUUUAUCCUGCCACAAUCGAAUGAAGGUGCUCGUACUAUUGAGUGCCCUACUUAAGGACGGGGAAGAUGCGAACGCAUGCCGUGCAGAUGCAGAAGCGCUGUGGAUGUUAAGCCGACGGAUGGAUCCUGAGGGCCAGAGCGAAGCCGUCGAUUAUCUCCUGGCUGAGACUCGCAUCUGUUUGGAUGAGUUGGCUGAGAUCCUGAGAACAGAGGGCCAGGAGGAGUUCGAUUUGGAUGAUGCUGUCGACAAUGCCCAGGCGAUGAUGGACAAUCUAGCUCUCCAACAUGACGAUCGCAUGGAGACCGAUUAA
Parastagonospora nodorum SN15 is the source of this 432-nucleotide messenger RNA. RefSeq lists its product as hypothetical. The record is from RefSeq and is a predicted model, not a curated record. Bases 1 to 432 code for a protein of 143 amino acids. NCBI's taxonomy places the organism in Eukaryota, Fungi, Ascomycota, Dothideomycetes, Pleosporales, Phaeosphaeriaceae. The transcript has a single exon.